Molecule: messenger RNA, 33246 nt
Organism: Podarcis lilfordi (Lilford's wall lizard)
Lineage: Eukaryota; Metazoa; Chordata; Lepidosauria; Squamata; Lacertidae
Source: the annotation of a GenBank genome assembly
GCUCUUGACUUUUAAAUCUCUUGCGCAGACAGCAGCACGCUGACUGGCUUCGCGUGGGCGCGCCCUUACCCAAUGAGCAGAGCGGUGAGGGGCGGGGACGUGGGGGCGGUGAGGGAGACGAGGUGUUUAGAUUCGAACGCCGCGGCAGUGGGAAGGAAGGGUCCAGCUCGGCAUCGGCCUCUCUCUUUCCACCCAACCUUCGCUUCAAACGCACGAAAACAAUCCGCUGCGCAGGCGCAGUCCGCCCCUGUGCGCGAGCCGCGGCUCUCGAGUUCGCCGGCGUUGUUGCGCGCGACCCUCGCCGCCUUCCGCUCUCCUCAUCCUCUCCACGCCCGGCAGUGGCGAUGCUGAGCGGAGACGAAGAAGAGGAGGCAGCCGCGCCUGCCUCUGCCGGAGGGGGCGCUCCUUCGCCGACCCCCGUCGCCUCACCCCGAGCGACUACAGCGGCCGCAGAGGAGGCGGGGGCCGCCAUAACCGACGCCCCCGUCCAAGAAGAAGGAGCAGCGGACGGCGAUGAGGAGAAAAAGGACGACGACGAAGAGGAAGAGGAAGCGGCGGCGGCGGCGGCAGCAGCUGAGGCGGAGCGAGACACCCGGCAGCGCUACGAGGACCUGUGCAGCAGCCUCAACAUGGACGAGCGCGCCCGAGCUGAGGCCUGGCUGAGCUACCAGAGCAUGAGGAGGAAUUACACCCUGGAGGUAGGGGGAGGGGCGCAGCGAAGGGGGCGGAGGGGUCUGCUUGGUGGGAGGAGCUUGGGUGAAAGGGGAGGGGCCUUUGCGGAGGGGCGUGGUCACAAAGCAGAACUUCAUCUUGGCAGCAGGGGGCGUUUUUUGAGCAGGCAGGAACUCUGGGGAACUGAGUUACCUUACUUUUAUUGAAUUAAAUAAUUUGGGGGUGGGGGGCUAGAACGGAUAUAUACCCAAUGCCUGAGCCAAAAACCCACCUAUAUCUGCAAUCAGUUGUGACCAUUUCCAGUCCAGAUCAUUGUCUGCUUGAGUUUGUCUUACAUUUGGCCACUACCCGAGGUGGGGGGUGGAAAGUGGCAUUCUGACUGGGCCCACAAUAAACUAACUAGCUAACUUCCCCCAUGUUUUUUUCCAAGAAGAAAAUUACUGCUUGGCAGAAAGAGCUUUGGCAGUGGGCUGGGCUUGUGGUGGAGGGGAUUGGCCUUGACUUUGUAGAGGGCCAGAGUCCUGAAGCAGAAGUAAAUCUGGAUAGGAUAAUCUUAGACAAAGUUGGUGGGGCUUGUGGUAGAGGCAGUGAGUUAGAAAUAAACCUUGAUUGGAGGGGCUUUGAGGGAAGGGGGUGUGUCCUUAGCUUGGAUAGUGGGGUGGAGGCCAUGAGGUAGAAUUAUAUAUCCCACCAGAAAGGGGCUUUGACAGAGGUAGAAGUUACCCAAUGGUGUGGACACUAUGGUCCUCCAACUUUGAUCAGAUCCAGCCAAAAUGGCAGAUGAUUAGGGAUGGUGAAAUUUAUAGCUCACCAGCAUCUCAAGGGCUGCAGGUUGUCUAUUCCUGUUCCAUUUACCACAUGGCUGUAUGCCUGCUGUAAUAAUUUACCAGUCAAAAUAGUCGUCUGUAGUCAACCUCUUGGUUUUUAAUUUCUAAUCUUCUUUUCAUCUCCAUCCCAGUCUUAUGUAACAUACGUGAAUAUGACACUUUUGUACCCUGUGUUAAUUAAUCCAGACGUUUUAUGAAUUGCUCUGUAGAAUCAGAGUAAAGGACCCCUGGACGGUUAAGUCCAGUCAAAGGUGACUAUGGGGUGCAGUGCUCAUCUUGCUUUUCAGGCUGAGAGAGUACUUCUCUGCAGAAUGUGUAUUUUGAAGUCGAUUGAAAGGGAUGUGAAAGUGUAGUAGUACAGCACUUGAUACACUUGGAAACACACUUUAGGAAUGAUAAAUGAAAACAUACUUUAGGGAUGAUAAAUGGAAACACAUUUUCAGAAUUAUAAAUUACAUUAAAAAAAUAAACAGAAAUUUAACUUUGAAGUUGUUAUUUGCUGAACUACUUUUGAUAAAUCUAAUGCUUUCUCUGAAAAGAUUAUUACUUUUGGAUAUUAUCAACUCAUGCUUUUGAGAAAUGUAAUUAAUUCAACAGUAGCCCUAUAUUUCCCACAACUGCCUUUAUUUUAAAGUUCUAUUCUCUGGUCUUUUCCUCACCUAUAUAUCGUUACAAUGCUAGGCUGGAUUUAAACCAGAACAACAUUCAGCUGACACUGCUGGCAGUAAGGGCUGUCUUUGCAAAACUAACAAGACUCUGUAUACGAGAAAUGUUGAAAAUGCUUUAUUUGUAUUUUAAAAUGUUUUGCUUAUUUAAAGCAUGUUUAUUUUGGCCUUCAGCCAAAAACCAGACUCCCAGAAUGGCUUAUAACUAUCAGUGAUAGGAUAGUACCUGUUAACAGGUUUACACUAAAAGAGACAACACAAAAGGGAAAGAGAUUGGAAGGGAGAAGUGAAAGAGAAAACUUAAGCACUAUUACUUGGUUAAAGAAUUACUGUAAUGACCAGCAAAAAUAGAAAGAUUUAAAGGGAAGGAGGUGCAAAAAAAAAAAAGUAUUUCAGCAGAGCUGAUGGAGAUACCCUGCAAUCCUACCUCUCUCCCUCUACUGAUGGAAAGGCUGCUCUUGCAAAUAUAGUCUUAUAUUUGCUUUAAUCUCUGACCUUGUUAAAUAUUUUCUGUGUCCAGUUGCCUCUUAGCAAUUUCAUUUCAGUGAAUGCUACUUCUCUAAUGUGGUUUGUUACUUCACACCCUCUGCUUUACAAGACUUUACUGACAUAUAAACUGGGAUUUGAAAUAACUGUGCAAUAGGUUGUGUGUGCCCAAAGGGGAUUUCAGCUUGUGUUUCUCCAAUGCAGCUCCUCUGCCCCACACUGGAUGGCAAAUUGUAUUUUAAACUGAAGGAACUUCCAAGAGGCACAUAGAGAAUCUAUAUUAUGCUAAUAAGUAUAAAUAAUUUUUAAAAGCUGGUUGUGAUACAGCCUUGAUGCUUUCUGUUCAGAGAGUAGUUUAACAUGCCAUGAUGUAGCUCUUUGAAACCUCAAUCCACUCCCUGAUCAUUCAUUUUAUCUGUAGUUCAGGAGUGGCUAACAUGUAGCGCUUCUAAUGUUAGCACUCCAACUCUCAACAGCUCGAGUGAACACGGAGUGUAAUCUAGCAACAGUUGGAGGGCAUAGGUUAGUGACGCCUGCUGUAACAAAAUAAAGCCUUUCUGUUUUAGACAUAUGAGUUAGAGAGGAGUCAACUUCUGCUUUUGCUUCUUUUAAUGUAACAGGGAAAUGAUCUACAUUGGCUAGCAUGUUCUUUAUACGUGGCUUGCAGAAAAGCUGUCCCAACAGUGAGCAGAGGAACCGUUGAAGGAAACUAUGUAUCUUUAAUAAGAAUAUUGCGCUGCUCAGGACAAAGGUAACUUCUAUUUUAACAAAUCAGAAAGUUUUAGAAUUGAUACUAAUGUGUGAAUUGCUAUAGUAAGUAACUAGUAAGACUAUUAUCAUGACUUAGGCAUGCUCUCUGGUCGUUAGCUGUAUAGGGAUCAGGGAUAACCUUGCUAAAUAUAAUAUUUCAAGUGACUUUAAUCACUUUGACUUGUUAAAACUGCUCUUGCUGGUUUGACCCUUUGUAACAACAGUAUGUUUAUAUUUAUUUCCUGUCAGAGAUAUUUGUUUAACAUUUAUUUAAGUGCAGUAUAUCAACUAAUAAUACAAACAUGCAUCAACAACUUAAAUGUUGGCAUGAAUAAUUUUUAUAAUGAAAAAGUGAUUCAGUUCCAUCAGCAUUGUUGUUUAGCACAGCUUGUCCAAAGUUCUGUUUUCUGUACCAUUUCAUACUUACACUUGAGGUGAAAAGUUUUACAGCAGAGGAAAAAAGAGAGAGAUGCAUUGAGUUAAUCAACAUGACUAAUUUAGGUCCAUUAUUUCACUGUAGGACUAGAAUAACAUGCAAAUGGUCACAUACAUGAACAUUGUUGUCUGAUCAUGGAUACUUAGAUUAAUUAUAGACAGAAAGAGGGGGAAUAAUGGGGACACAGAACAUGUGGUAGACCUGAGGAAGCAUUCAAAUCAAAUUAGAGAGAUAGCUGAACAAAAUAUAGUCAGAGGCCCAAGUUGGCUUCACUUAAUCUUUACCUAGGGGACAAUACAAAUCUGCAUUUUAAGCAUCUUAUUUGCCAUCUUUCAUUAGCAGCCAAGCUAGUAACAGCUAGGUACUGGAAAUUCUUAGAGGAUGCGACAUUGAUCACAUGGUAUAAAGAAGGAUGAUAAUAAACUCUGACAGAAAAAAUAACCAGUAAACUAAAAAUAGCAAAGGGAAUGAAACAGACACUUUUUCAGUGGACUGGCAUGCUUUUAUGAUCUACAGUGUGAAAGAGGAAAGCAUGGGACCACCUCCAUAUUGUAAAUGAUUGAUGUGGUAACCAUAAUUGCCAUGCAAAAGCAAUACAACAAUUUAAGGGAUGUGAACUCUGUUGUAAUGUGACCUCAUGUCUUCGGAAAUGAUGGGAGGGUAGAUUUUGUUCCAAUACUGUUUCUUGUUGUUUUGUAGUGCAAGAAAUAAAAAAAAUGAGAAUCAUUGGAUUGGCAUAGAGAUCAUAGGUAAAAGCAAUUAGAAUGCACAGAAUAAGCAAAAAUGACUUAUGCUUGGUUAAGAUUUUUUAAAUAGAAAGUUGAUAAGAAAACAGGUCUUCAGUAGCAAAUAUGCUUAAACAGAUUUCAGCAUUAAUAUACUACAGCUCAAGAGUUUUAGCAAGAUAGUUUGACCAAAAAAAAGUGGGGGUGGGGCAGGAGGCAUGACCAAAUUUGCUUAGCUUCUCUGGAACAUGCAGGGUAAAGAACUAGGUGAGAGAUUAUCACUGAGGGGAAGAAAGAAAGAAAAAAUUAGGAAGCCAAUCAGAAUGGGAUACUCCAAUUUGAAUGAAGAUUGUAAAAGGGGAUAGAAGCAGAGGCAUAGGAAGGUCAGUUGGUACCCAGUGUGGGAAAUUUCUUGUCACCCCCCCCCAUUGUUUUGUUUUGGUUUUGUUGUUGUUGUUUGCCUGCAAAAAUGGUUUUAUGUUAUUUCAUAUUUUCUUACAAAGGAAUGUGGAUUCUGGGCCUCUGAUAACAAGUAGGCAACUAUGGACAGAUACUUAAAUCUACAGGAUGGAUUGUGUUUUGGCUUGUGUUAUUUUAUUUAUAUUUAUUGUUUAUUUAUUUAAUUAAAUUAAUUUUUAAAAACCUGCAAAGUGGUUUACCAAAAAAAAAAAACCACAGCAGUAAAAUCAAGAAAAAUUAACAAUCCUACUUUAAAACAUACAAAAGCUAAAAUAUUAAGAUUAAAAUUACUUCAACUUCCUAAGCAUCUAGGUAUGCUUGCCUAAAGAAGAAUUCUUUUAGCAAAGUCAUGUGCUUUGUUGCAAUAGGCGGGGAGUACCAAAGUGUGGGUGUUGUCACAUUAAACAAUGCAGUACAGUGGUGCCUCGCAAGACGAAAUUAAUUCGUUCCGCGAGUUUUUUCGUCUUGCGAGUUUUUUCGUCUUGCGAAGCACGGUUUCAAUUUUUUCAAAAAAAUCUUCAAAAACCUCAAAAAAGGCUACCACACCGCGUGCUAUGAGUUGCUCCCCGAAGUCAAGUCGCAACUGCACCUCUUCAAGCAAUGCACCCUGUAUUACUGUAACGGUUUUAAGAAAAAGGAAACAAACUUGCAAGACGUUUCCGUCUUGCGAAGCAAGCCCAUAGGGAAAUUCGUCUCGCGAAGCAACUCAAAAAACAAAAAAUUCUUUCGUCUUGUGAGUUUUUCGUCUUGAGAGGCAUUCGUCUUGCGAGGUACCACUGUACAGAUAUUAUGAGGAACCUGUAGUAGUGCUUGAAACUACUGAAGGGGAUGUUUUAUUUAUUGUGAUUUCACCAUGCUCUGUAUUAUCUGAAAAGGAAAACAUUUAUUUAAAAAAUAGGACUGCACAGCAGCAAUCUACUCUCAUCAUGAUCAGUGGGACUUAUUCCCGAGCCAACGGUGCAUAAGAUGGGCUGCAAUCCUAUGCACCCCUUGCAUCCAACUUGUACCUAAAACUCUGCACAAGCCUGCACCAGAGAAUUGUAGAGUUGGAAGGGACCCCUGAGGGUCAUCUAGACAAACCCCUGGGGCAAUGCAGGAAUCUCAAGUAGACCAUCCCCGACCAAUGGCCAUCCGUCUUCUGUUUUCCCCCUCAGCCAAGACACACAACAACAGAGACUGGAGGUGGGGGGAAAUAAAAAUUUUGACAAUGGGGCAGAUUUGUCAGGCGUGCACAGGAACAGCUUGAAGACUUUACACAGAGAGGAACCCCACACGGGUUUCCCCGCAUGUAACGUAACAGGCAGGGAGCCAGCUCAGAUAGAGAGAAAGACAUUGGGGGAGGACAGGACAAAAGAGUACCAAAAUCCGCCCAUUUUAUCCUCUUUGGGAUGGUGGCGCUAGGGCUCUGGGAGCACCCUCCCCAAAAUAUUUACUUGUCUUCACUGUAUUGUUACCACUGUUAUUCUAUAGUACAGAUCUUUUUUAAAUUUAAACACUUUCUCUAAAAUUAAAACAGCAGAAGUAAUCAGUAGCAUAGAUACCAAAGGGAAGGCGAGAGAAUAGUCCCUAAUAGAUACAAGGGAGACACAGAUACACGAGCACACAGAAGUAAAUAAUCCAGCCUCGGGGAGAGGGGUGGGAAUGUACAGUUUGCUGUACUUAGCCUCGAGAUGGGAGACUAAAAGGGCUUAAAAAAUAAAAGUCUUGUGUCUAGGAAUAUUUUUCUGCAAAAGCAUCAGACUGAUUGUCAAAAGUGUGAACUUCAUUAAUAGACCCUAUUUAAAGGAAUUGUUCAAUUAGCCACAGACUUGCUUUGCUGAUUUUUCUCAUCUUCUUUUAAUUGCACAACUGUUUUUGGGGGGUCCUAGCUUCAUGCAGGGAAGACUGGGGUGUGUGACUGAGAGGGGGGAUCCUACCUUCAUGCAGGGGAGGCUGGGGGCAAAGGGGAGACUGGCCUGCCGAGUGCCCAGGGUGGCGCUGAGCUGCUCCUCGCGCCCCGCGCAGGCAAAAUGGGAUGGCAGCACUGCUAUUGUCCUGCACACUCCACUUUUGGGGGCAGCAGAGGCUUUUCGGAGGGGGAUUGGGGCCCAAAGGCCUCCUCAGCAGCCCAGAAAGUCAGCCUAUGUGAAGAAAACGAGACUAGGCCAAGUAGAUUCGGCCUUGCCUUCGCCCCACCCCCAACCCAGCUAGCCAGUCGGCUGUGUGUAGGGGGCGGGGCGAAGGCAAGGCAAGGCCUAAUCUACUCGGCCUAGUCUCAAUUUCUUCACAUAGGCCAACUUUCCAGGACCCAGGAAGCCCAGCGGAGGGUAAGGGAGUAGGGCAGUUCAUAAAAAACUUUAAAUAAAUAAAUAAAUAAAUAAGCAAGCCUGCUCUACUGAAUUGAAAUUUCAGCCUUUACAACAUAGGAAAAUGGCCAAGUAAACAGCUAUUUUUGUGGAGGAGGGUCAAGAUAUUAACUGAUAUGCAUGAAAUUUCACCUACAGCUAUAUAAUCCCUAGUGUAGUAAGAUAAGACCUUUGGAGCAGGCAUUUUUUUUUUUAAAGUUUUUUAUGAACCGCCCUAGUAGGGCAGUAAUUGUUCCUUGAUAAUUUGUCACCCCCCUCCAUGAUGGUACCUGGGGCAGGGGGUCCCCGCCCCCUUUUCCUACACCCCUGGAUAAAAGACAAUGGACUAGCUGCAUGAGAAAAGGAAAGAGUAAGUAAAUGCAGGUAAAAGGACUGGCUCUCAGGUGAGACCUAAUGCUUAAGGCAGUCUGAGAUCACUUAUGCUUGAAAGUUAAGAUACUUUCAUGCAUUAGAAUCAAUAUCUCUAUAUGUGUUGCUUUUUCUUUGAUGUGUGCUUUAGUUGUAAUUAUUGUUUUUAAAUCCUGCUAACUUGUCUCAUCUAUCACUGCUUUGUUCAGAUGGUGGGGGGGGAGGUACUCCAAUGGACUCCAGGUGUACAUGCCUUUAAAUAGGGUAGUAUGAUCCCUGUUGGGGUCAUAUUAUAAGAUAACUCCCAAAAAUUAUGCAACCCUGUGCCAUAUGAGGCAAUAUACUGUUUCGCCUAGGAAGCAUUUUUAUAGCAAUUUCCCUUAAAGUAGCCUUAGAGCUAUAGGAUGUUGCAUAGUCUGCCAUAGGACUGGCUAAGAAGCAGUCACAAAAUAUGUGAUCACCAUAAUUGAAGAGAGGCUAUAAUAGAGUUGAAAAUGGAAACAUCACACAUGUUUUAUGGGGGUAACAUUGAAUAAACUUAGGAGGGGACAGGGAACAUUCAGAGGAAUAGACAGCGGUGAAACACAAGUAGUCAUAGCUACUUCAAUUUUAAAAUAGGAAAGAGGCUGUCCUUCGUUUUCCUAAUUUAUUAUUAAAGUGUUUGAAAAUUAAGAUUCCUUGCAUAUUUUCUAUUGUAGUCAUGCAAAGUUACAUAAAUCACAAUUGGUUUUUAGAAAGAUACUUCAUAAGACUAUAUUUCUGAUAAUCUAAAUGUCUUCAGUUUGAUAGAAUUUUUUAACAAGAUGAAGAAAUGGGAAGAUAUGGCAAAUCUACCCUCCCAGUUCAGAGAACGUACCACAAGAUUAGAAAGAAACUUUACAGUUUCUGCUGUAAUUUUUAAGAAGUAUGAACCCAUUUUUCAGGAUAUUUUCAAGUACCCUCAAGAUGACCAACCACGCCAGCAGAGAGGAAGAAAACAAAGGUAUGGAUUUCUUAUAUUAAUUAAGGUAUUAAUACAUUGUUGUUGUUUAAAAAACUAAGAUUUGUAUUUGACCCCAUUUAAUUGGAAGUAAGUUGCGUGUUAGUUUCAUUGUAACCUAAGUAAAUAUGUUUAGUACCUUUUGUUAGCUAACUUCUUAGGAAAUGCCCUCCCCAAUCCUUGCUUCGCUCACCUGCACUAGUUCACCUGUCUCCUUUCUCUGUCCCCACCAUCAAUUACUCUCCUGCUUCUAAGUGUCUUUCCAGGCUUCUGACUGAUGGGCAAAAUUAGAUGGCCAUGCAUACUCUCUGUAUCCUUGCCCUGUUUAAUGAAACAAAGAACUAUGAGGACUGUGAGUGCUGCACAAUCUCCCUCCUAGCCCGAAAGCUCAUGAGCUGUCAAUCUAGAAGGAAAAGAAUAAGGAAAUCUAUGUGUGCAGCAUUCACAAUACAGCCCAAAGUGUCUCUGACUUUUCUAUAGGAGUGGUAUAUUUUUGAGAUCCUUCAUCGUAUAAAUGAAAAUAUAAUAAUUUGUUUCUUUUUAUGGCAUCAUUGCUAAAAAGGAGACAGCCUUGCACAGUCUCUGAAGUUUUUCAGUUUUCCUGGGUGCUGUUUGUUUAUGCAAAAGGUAAGAACUGAUAUUUAAUAUUGUGUUCCAUAGCCUUCAUGAUACUAUCUUUUAAGAGGUUUGAUGAUAGCAAUGCAUCUUAAUAAUUGCUCCAAAGCUGUAGAAUGAUCUUUCUUUCAUAACUGCCUCCUUCUUCAUUUGGAUUUUGACUUGGUUAGCUAGUCUUCUGCUUUUUCCUUAAAAAAAAAAAAGGUGUAAUUAAUAUGGCCACCCACGCUUCCCUUACAUAGUGAGGGAUGCUGUCCCUGUUUUGAUGGUGUUGGUUUGUCUUUCUUUAUUCAAUUUUUACCCCUCCCCUCCUCACAAAGGAACCCAUAGUGUUAAACACAUCAGUAAUAAGAUUGUUUGUUUAGUAUUUAAAACAAACAAAUCCACAGCAUCAUUGUCUCAAACAGUGAUUUCAGGGUUUCCAAGAACAGUAUCUUUCCGUCCAUCAAAUAUCUGGGUAAAGAGGGAUGGUUUUCAGUUCCUCUUGAAAGCUAUUAAAAAGGAAGACUCACUUCACCAGGGAAAGCAUUCCACAAAUUGGGAACCACUACUGAAAAGUCCCUUUUAUUACCAUUUUCAUUGUGUUUUGUUUCUCUGAGCUUAUUGAUUUCAGUCAACCUUGCUCCCAGUUAAGUACACAUAAGAUUGUAUCUUUAAUACAGUCUUGCUUGUACUGAUGUUUGGCUAUCUGAAAAUUGGCUGAAAGCUCUCCCUUUUAAAGCUUGAUGGGAAAUAGCAUAGCCAUUCUUCUUGUUCUCUUUAACAAGCUUGGAAUUAUGGGUGUUGGCUGUUAAAUGGGACCUCUGUUUUAACCUUGUGUAUAGAUUUAUCUUAAGUGUCUCUAAUUUGUCUGAAGGUAUGAAGUGUCUAUAUAAUUUGUGGAAGAGGCUUUGGUUUACACCCAUUGUAGACUGUUGUCCUAACAAUUCUUACACUCCUGAUGGCUUAAAUCAACUAUAAUACAAGUACAAAAAAGUUGUUGUCUAAACUGAGUAUUUCUAUUGGCUUUAAGCAUCUAGUCCUACUUUAUGUGCUGCUUUAUUUGUAGUGAUAACUGUUGACAAAAGGUUGACUGAGUAAAUAUACAACAUUCUUAAUCUGUUGUUACAAUGUAAGAAAAUAAUAUGAGCAUCACAGCUCAUUGAAAUGGAAUACAGUUCCUAGAAUGUGUUCUGUUUCAAAACCCACCAUGAAUUUGUUUUCAAAGGAAAAAAGAACUGUUAUUUUCUUGCUGAGAUUCAUACCAGUUGAGCAGGGGUGGGCAAGAAGGUAUAUUGAGAUCUACUGGUAGAUCUCUGGAUGAUUUGAAGUAGGUUGGCAAGGAUUUCUGACUCUCUGUAGUUUAACAUCUCCCUGUGAGCUGAAUUCUGAUACUCAAAACAAAUUUAUUGACUCAUAAUUCUUUUCUUCUAUGCCUUUUGUACUUGGCUCUGGAUAGUGAAUCUUGGGUUUCAAAACCAAAGUAGAUAUUGCAACCCUGAAAACUGCCCGCUUCUGCAAGUAAAGUACAGAAUAAUUGCUUGGACAAUGAUUCUAAAAAGGGAGACUGAUGGAAGCAAAUUGACUAGGAUUAUAGGGGUUAGUGUCAGAAACUACAGGACUUUUUGUCUAUCUCUUUUUUAAUAACCUUUUUAUUUUUAAGUAUUAAAGACUUGCAAUUUAAUGAGCACUAUUAAUGAGCUGCUGUCUUCUAGCUUAUUAUUCAGUCCAUGAGAACAUGCUUUUUGUUGUUGUUGCAAGAAUGGCAGAUACCUCCCAUGGAAUACUUAAGGCUCUAAAAUGGGAUAAUGUAGCUUGUAAACUGUGAAAUGGAGUUUCACAUGCACAGGCUUCAUUUGCUUUUGACAAAUAGCCAUGGGACCUUGUUUGCACUGUUUUUGAGGGUUUCUUCUGCGUUUAUCAUGGCAACCACAUUUCAAGGGCAAGUUUGGGCUUGCCUGUGUGACCAGCUUUGCUUAAAGAUAAGCACUUGCAACUUCCUUUCUCUGCACAGAAAGUAAUAUAGAUUUAUUGCUUGCUACUUCUGGUGCAGAUGAAUUAGCCUCUUGCCUAAUGUGUGCGGUAAGACAAGUGCUAAGGUACUGUAAACUAGCAUAGUAUUAACAAUACAGUUGCUGAUGAUUAGUUAUUCUGCUUCUCAGAUUUUAAGUAAUUUAGUAUUAUCUGUGGUUUCUUUAAGGUGGAAAUGUUCUUUAUUUGAGGCAGCAAUUAAACAGUAGCAGUAUUCUCACUUUUUUGCUAUUUAUUUUUUUUAAAGGAAAAUAGCAAAUAAGAAAUUAGAGAGUAAUAUGGCUGAACUUUGAAAUAUCAGUUGUCCUAACUGGAAGUUAUUAUAUGUACAGUUUUUAGUUUAUAGUAUUACAGUAUUAAUGUAAAUAAUCUGUAAUUUACAUGACAACAGUUUUAAAUCUGAUGUCAGUAGGUGUCUGAUCCAUGCAUUUAUAUUUAUAAUGUAUUUACAUACCUGUUCCAGUAUUGCAUAUGCACAUGGAUUAAUGAACACUGUUGAUGCUAAGCUGGUGCUCUUCAGAUGUUGUUGGAGUACAACUCCCAUUUAAUUCUGAUCACCACUUGUGCUGUCUGGGCUGUUGGAAGUUGGAGUCCAAAACAUUUAGAGGGCAGCAGGUUGGAGAAGUCUAGUUUAUUCUAUGAGAAAUUUUCUAAGGAUUGCACUCAUCUUGUUAAAGUUUGGAGCGCUUUUUAAUCAACAUUUCUUUAUAAUACGUUGUAGGAUAUCAUAACACAAAUUGAUUUCUAAACAGUGAGAACUUAAGUACAGUAAGAAAGGAGUAAUAUUUUUACAUUAACAUUAAAACUUCUAAAAAGGAGCAUGUAAUAUUUCAGAAUGCAUUUUUAUAUUUACCCAGAGGGAAUACUGAACAUUUUCCCAUGCUUUAUUUUUCAGUCAAAUCUUUUUUGAUAGUAACAAUGAAUGAUGUAUGUGUUUUUAAAAGAUUCAUGAGUAAAGGACUGUAAGGUAAUAUUGGUAAUUGUCCAAUCUUAAAAUUUACGGUCAUUUGCAUUUUUUUGAGAAUUCUGAAAUCUUCUUAAAUGUAAUUCAAAUCUUAUUUGUAAUCUCUCAGGCAAUUUCCCUAUGAUCAGUGAUGACUUGGUCAAUUCCUACCAUCUAUUAUUAUGUGUCCUUGAUCUAGUCUAUGGAAAUGCUCUCCAGUGCCCAAAUCGUAAGGAGCUUCUGAAUCCUAGUUUUAAAGGUACGUUUUAAAAAUCUCUUUAUAAUGUUUCUCAUGGUAUGCCACAAAUUCAUUAUUUUGAUUUUUUUUUAAAAAAACACCUUGCUUUUUUUAGUUUGGCUUUGAGUGUAGUGAACCAAAUAUUACACUGAAAGAUUAGGUGCGCCACACUGAGCGGAACUCUAAAAAGGAUUAAAUAUAAUGCAGGUUGUUCACCCUUUUGCUUUAUCUGCACAUUUAAUUGUUCUCUAACUUUGCCAUAGAAAAUACAGCAGGCCAAAGAACAUAUUGUUUAUCCAUACACAGGGCUGGAUUAAUGAAAAGUGAAGGGAGAGAGCAUGGUUUGUAUCAUAGUCUUCAAGAAACAAAAAUUCCUUCAUAAAACAGCUAAUUGAUUCACACAAAAAAGCCCAAAUGUUUGCCGCACUGACAGCUAUGGUCGGGGAAUGAAUACUGAUUUUAAACUCUGAAUCAUAGAUUUUAGUUGAGACAGUGUUAUUUUUAAUAUAAAUAAGUAUAUAGGGAAUUUUCAAUUUUGCCUACUGCGUCCACUCCUUGGUGCUGAUGUAGUACCUAUUGCUGAUGUUAUUUCUGUUGUCUGGUCUUUGACUGCAAUAAAGAUUGAUUGAGUGUUGGAAUUUUUUUUCAUAUUAAAAUUUAAUAAGCCUGGAGCAUGCAAAAUAUUUUUACUCCUCUCUUCCCCUCCCUACUCCCGAUGCUACUUGAUAUCAUAGGGCUGCCUGAAGACUUCCAUAGUAAAGAUUUUAAGGUGUUGUCUGAAACUCCUUGCAUCAUUGAAAAGCUCUGCUCCUUACAUGAUGGUUUAGUAUUGGAAGCCAAGGGUAUAAAAGAACAUUUUUGGAAGCCCUAUGUGAGGAAACUUUUUGAGAAAAAGGUAUGUAACUAAUUUUAAAACUUUAUGCUUCAUUGAUGAUUUGUCAUUAUUCCAUUGCUUGCACUUAACACUAGUUCUGUUUUCUUGUAGAUUCUAAAGGGAAAGGAAGAAAAUCUGAUGGGCUUACUGGAUCCUGGAAACUUUGGAGAAAGCUUGUGAGUUUUGUAGAACAAUAGCAUUGGUAGUCACAGAAUUUGCUGGAUACAGAGGUUCCAUUAGUUUGCUCUCAAUCUGUCACAACAUCCCUCACCUCUUAGAGCUAAGUUUUGAAGCCCAGUCUAUCACUGGUAAUGGUACAAAAUUUGCUCCUGAAAAUCACCAUAUUUUGAACCACUCAGUUUUAGUUACUUGUGAAAUCCUGGGCUAUAAUUUUUUAGCUUCCUCAAAUGCAUUUGUACCUUUUUAAGGUAUUUUAAACAGGAGCAUCCUUGACAAAUUGCCUAAAUGUAUGUAUGUGUUGGUGUGGGUGUGUAUGUAUGUAUGUACAGUGGUACCUUGGUUUAAGAACAGUCCUGUUUACGAACGAUUCGGUUUACGAACUCCGCAAAACUGGAAGUAGUGUCCCGGUUUGCAAACUUAACACGGUCUCAGAAUGGAAUCCAAACAGUGGAAGGGCACCAGCAGCAGGAGGCCUCAAUAGGGAAAGUGCGCCUCGGUUUAAGAACAGUUUUGUUUUAAGAACGGACUUCUGGAAUGGAUUAAGUUCGUAAACCGAGGUACCACUGUAUAUAUAUAUAUAUGUUUAUUAAAUUUCUAUCCCACCCCUUCUUCCAAUCAUCCAUUUGCCUUUGAAUGUGCACCAAAGUCCCAAGGUUAGUUGAGUUUUCCUAGCUCUCUUUUCACCUUGAAAUAUUAAAAGUCAGUGGUUGGACCCUAGUUUUCUUUCUGUCUCCCCCUUUUCCUUUAACCCCCAAAAAUCUGCUUCUAGGGGUUGGGAGAUUUGGGGAGAUGGUGUGGUGAAGAGGGUUGCAGAUAUCUCCUCCCCACCCCCUUCCUCUACAUUAACAAAUGAUCAACUUAAGAUCCAAAUUAGUUCCUAUGUUUGCAUUAUCAUAACUUGCUUCAAGAUAAAUCUGGGGGAUGAACAAGCGUUUUGUCCAAACAUGUAGCUGCUGGACCCUGGCUUAAUAUCUUGGCUUCGGUUACAUUUAAUGGAAGACUUCCUGGUUUGAUUGCUUGCCUGGGGAAGCAAGGAACAAGGCAUCUGCAUAUGUACCUGAAAGGUUAAUCCAUAUCUUGGCUUCAUAAACUAGAGAGGUGAUAAUCUGAGCAGAGCAGUUCUGUCAGCAGUUUCAUCUUAUACAGUUAGAUAUCUGCUGGUUACUUACAUUAUAUUUUGAUAGUUCUCAGUAGGGCUUUUUCAACUGGAACUCACCAAAACCCAGUUCUGGUCCCCCUCCAUAGUCAUUACAGUGGUACCUCGUGUUACGGACGGGAUCUGUUCUGGAGGGCCAUCUGUAACGUGAAAUGUCCACACUUCAAAGCACUGCGUCUGCGCAGGCGCACAGCGCAAUUUGGCGCUUCUGGGCAGGCACGAGCAACAAAACCCGGAAGUAACCCAUUCCAGUACUUCCGAGUUGCCACAGGACAUAACGCAAAAAGAUGCAACAUGAAGCGGACGCGACAUGAGGUAUGACUAUAAGAGAACAAGGAGGGGUGUUCAUGGUGAGUUCCGGCACCUCUUUUUCUAGAAAAAUAGUGCUGAUUCUCACUAUUUAGAUUGAUGCCAUAACAAAAGUCUCAUUUUUAAUUAUUAUUUUGAGGAAAUAAAUGUUGGCUUAGUAGUUACACUUUGUAAAAGUUAUCAUAGAAGGAAUCAAAGAUCCAACAGUUUUCUGUGGUAACACUUUUUAGAAAUUCUAACCCUGUUUGACUUUUCUCAUGACAGAAGCGAAAAGGCCUAGGAAGACCCUUUUUACUGAAACGCUUCCCUCUGUUCUGUUGCAGUCACUUAUAUUUUGAGUACUCAACACUGUUUAUCUCUCCCCCCACACCCCCAAAUAUUAUAGCAAAGCCAUCAACAAGGCCUAUGAGGAGUACAUAUUGUCAGUUGGAAAUCUAGAUGAGCGAAUAUUUCUUGGAGAUGAUGCAGAUGAAGAGAUAGGAACCUUGCGAAGAUGCUUAAAUACAGCCUCAGGCAUGGAAACAGCCAAAAGAGUUCAAGUGAAAUAUAAUCUGCAGGAGCAUUUUGAACGAGUGAGUAUAGUGUGGUCUGUCGUGUGUUCUAUUGGUGAGUUGUUGUCUGUCCUUAGAAUAGUCCUAGUAACAUAUUGCCCAUGGUCAGAAUUACAUCUCUGGGUGUAUUUGUUUCUCUGGUGCAUUUCCAGGCCCAAAUCAAAGUAAAGGUUUUAAGCUUUACAGUAAUAACUUUAAGAUCUUCUGCUGUGCUCACCCUCAGGUUGGCAAGGUGGGUUGCCAGGAUGGAAAUGCACCUCUUUAUGGUGGUCCCACAGCCAUGCUGGCCCUUCCAUUGGGCCAGCACCAAAUCUCUAUGUUGCAGACUUCGGGAAAGGCCCUGAAGAUGUACCUAUUCCAGACAUGAUGCUUGUUAACCAAGUGAGGGUCUCACUCAGGCUUCCUCAAACUUGGCCCUCCCAAAUGUUUUUGGCCUACAACUCCCAUGAUCCCUAGCUAGCAGGACCAGUGGUCAGAGAUGAUGGGAAUUGUAGCUUCAGAACAUCUGGAGGGCCGAGUUUGAGGAAGCCUGGUCUAACUGAAUUACAUUCUCUCCAAUUUUGUUAAGUGUUGAUUUAUAGCAUUUUGAAGUUUUAAUUUUAACCUUUAUCUCUUAUUUUGCUUGUAAGCUCUUUAGAUGGGGUUUGACCCAGAAAAGCGGCCUAGAAAUAUUUUAAAUCAUGAAAUAAUUAAUUUUUAUGUAAUCAUUGUAGUAACUUAAGUUCUUGAAAUAUUUUCAUGUUGCUGCUGUUUAGGCAAAAUCCUUUAGAAUAGCAACACCUCUUACUGGUCGAAAGUAUAUAAAGGAGAGCGACCCGUGUACAAGUCCCAUUUCCAUAGCCACAUACAGCUUGACCCGACUUCAUACAAUGCUGACAGGCCUGAAAAAUGCCCCUAGUGAAAAUCUUGAGCAGAUUUUCAGGUUAGUAGAAUCACUGCUUUAAAAUGAGUUGAUCUAAUCUUCCUGGAACAUUACGGACCGGAAAGCCAAAUAUAGAAAACAAGAAUUUUUAGAUUAAUUGAAGGAGUUUGAAAUUAUAUUACUUCAGAAUACAUAGUAUUGUGAUCACAGAUGCAUGAACAGCUUUGUCAUUUCCCCCCUCUCUCCAUUUGUGCAGAGAUACAGUUCUCUGGUAACCUUUUAAGAUUACAUGUAGCCUCUUUGUGUAUAAGAAAGCGUACACUGUGUUCUUUUUAUGCUUCCCUAUUCUUGGAUGAAAUAACGACACCUGUUUUUAUAACUGGCAUUUAAUGGUAUUUCAUUACCAUGGUAAAUCAGUUUAUUUGUUGGAAAUGCAACACAACAAAAUGUAAUAAAAUUAGCAAAACUAAACAUGCACAGUUCCAUCUUGUGGUGGCAUUUCAUGCUAGUCCUACUCACAGUAGACCCAUUGAAGUUAAUGGACUAGGCUAACAUAGGUUUGUUAGUUUCAGUAGGUCUACCCUAAGUAGACCCUGGCUGAAGGCAGUAUGUUAAAAAUAAAAUAAUUCUAUGAACAAUGGCUGGAUAAAAGUGGUAUUACUUCAUGGUGUUCUGAAAAAUCAUAUCACCCCUUUCUUCUUAAUUUACAAAAAAAAAUAAAAUUCAUUUUUUUCUGGCCAGGGCUUGUUCCAGGGAUCCUUCUUUGUCAAUUGCCAACAGAGUGAAAGAAAUGUAUGACAUUUAUUGUCAGAGAACACCGUCACAGGGAGAACCUGGUAGCUUCUCUAAAGGUAAGGCCAUACUAUGCUCUUAUAUAAAGCAACUUCCAUUGUGUUCUGAUAUUUCCAGUGAUCCCUGUACACAGUGCAGCUAGUAUUUGAAAGCUGCCUGGCCUUUGAACAUGUGUUCUGUCCGAAAACUGAUCCAUCUGGAAAUAGUGCAGUAUAGCCUUAUAAGAACAUGUUUGUCAUUUCUAUUUGUUUCAAGGGAUUUAAAAGUAAUUAUUGUUGUUUGGAAGCAUUCCCCUCCCCCAUUAUGAUUCUUUUUAAUGGCAGCUGACGAAAUCUAGCCCCAAGUCUUGAAUUUCUUUUCUUAAUGUGCAGAAAUUGUUGGAAAACACUUUCGUCUUGCUGAGGUCCUUUAUUAUAAGGUAUUGGAGUCUGUCAUUGAGCAAGAAAAGAGAAGACUAGGAGAUGCUGAUUUAUCUGUAAGUAAGUCAGAAUAGUUCACAUAAAUUUUCAACAUUUUUUAUUUCAAAAGAAACUAAUACAAAAUGAAAUACUUACCUACAAUAAGAAUUAUGGUAAUCAGUCCAUAAGCUGGCACCAAUUUAGUCAUUGUUUUCUGCAGGGUCUUUAGGAUUGCCCAACCUCAUAGUUUGUGUAAACAUAAUGUUAAACUAAUGAAAUUUCUGUUGCCUUAAGAUCAAAGCAGUUUAUCCUCUUCUAUGCAAUAGUAUAACCUCUCCUCCAGAGAAAUUGCUAUGUAAGUUGCAGUCUCCAUGACAGUGAAUAAAAUGGUCAUUUUAAAAUGCUCAUAUAUAUAAACCUUGGCAGUAUUAAAAACAUUUAAUAUUGUUGACAGGUAUUGUUAUCCCAGUUGUCCCAGAAUAACCAACAGACGCUGGCUGCAUGAUAAGUCCGUUGCCCAGAAGGGAUCUGUCUUUAUAAGUGGAUGAGACCUGUGAGGUGUGCAUAUUCCUCAACAAAGAAAUGCUGCCUUCCUAAAUUGAAAUUAAAUGAGGAGUCUGUGUGCAGAAGAUUCAUGAACAUUGGUCUUCCUGUCCUAGUGAUUGGCCAUAACCAUGAGGUUUAGGAACGAGUGAUAGAGAUGCAUAACUCAGACAUUUUCCUUUGCCUGCUCAGUGUCAACUUCCACCUUACUGGUGCAAAUUAGUUAGUGGCGAAUUAUAUCGUGUUAGAUUUUUUAAAGGACUUGCUUGAAUGAAGAAAUGCUUUUUGCGUUUUCAUGCUGAACUGAUUGAAUUCUUCACUGUACAACACUUUUUCUAUCCUAGGGGAUUCUGGAGCAUGAUGUGUUUCACAGAUCUCUCAUGGCUUGCUGCCUUGAGAUAAUUAUUUACUCUUACAAAGCAACUGAUAGUUUCCCAUUCAUCGCCGAUAUAUUUGAUGUUCCUGCCUUUCACUUUUAUAAGGUGAAUUAUUUUUUACCAUUUGCUCUGACUUCUAAGAGUCAGCAAGGAAAAUGUUAUAAUUUACUAAGAAGUUAACACCUUUUAAUUUUUGAAAAUGCUAUUGAAUUUCAUAGUAGUUUCAAAGACAUAACAAUGUAUGUUUGUUUAAACUUGCAAUAUUUGUUAUAGGUGAUAGAGAUUCUGAUUAGAGCAGAAGAUGGCCUUUGCAGAGAGGUAGUGAAGCACCUCAAUCACAUCGAAGAGCAGAUUUUAGAAAGUCUGGCAUGGAAAGCGGAAUCACCGUUGUGGGACAAAAUCAAAGAAAAUGAAAAUAAAGUUCCCACAUGUGAGGAGGUAAAAUACGGGGCUUAUCUGCCGUGUGUGUAUAUACUUCUUUAUUUAGUACUUGGGAAUUUAUUCUGCCUGUUUAACCGAAAUGGGAAGGAUUUAGCCCCCGUUCAUCAGCUGAGAAGCAGAGGGCUGACUCCUGUUUUUGCAGUCUGUCUGAAUUGAACCCCACACACCUGUCAGUCAGAUUCUAAGCCCAGCCUGUGGAGAGUUACCAUCAACUUAACCCUAAACCAGCUCUAUCCAACCUAUUACCCUAUGGAAGUUUCAGGCUACAACUCCCAUCAUCCUUGAUGGUUGGCCAUUCUGGCUGGGGCUGAUAAGAGCUGUGGUCAGCAAUCAUUGCCCCUCUCCCCUACCCCGUUCCUCUACUGAGACAGCUCCUUAAAAACUGUCUGUGGUGUUUGCCAGCAGUGCUUUUUCUUGUAGUCAGUGAAGCUAUUUAGGAUGCAUGGAUUCAGGUGUUCAGCCAAUUCUACAUUAAAACUGCCAGCAGCUUGGCCUCUAGGAAUAUAAUGGGCACAAACAUCCCUUCAGUCUUCAUGUCCUGCUAUUGGUCAAUAAUGGGUCCUCCUUUCCUUCAGACAUCAUUUGAUUGUUCAGUAUCUCAUUUUCUUUGCCCAGUAAGAGCAAGAGGGUGAGUGAAAUGGGGGGAGAUUAUUUGCCAGCAGGCUUAUCAUAUAGGUUUAAGCAGACAUUCAUACAGAUCCAGCUCAUUGUCCCUCACUACUUUCUGCAAGAAAACACUGAACCAGCAAUUUUUAAGAAAAUCUAAAGAUGUACAUUAAGUAAAGAACUAUUCCCCUCCAAUGUGCCCAACUGAUCUAGUUCUAUUAAAAUGUCAUUGAAGUCUGUCACAGCAGUCCAGGAUUAUUACUGGAAUUUCUGGCUCCUGCAUGAAGUAACUAGAAAACAGAUUAAUCGUGUUUAUUUAACUGGUACUGUGGCUGCAGUCUUGUACCACCUUCCUGUGAGUAAGUACCAUUGAAUUAAAUAGGACUUGCUUCUGAGUAGACAUGUAUAGUAGGCAGUAAGGCACAGAUCAGAUGUCAUGUUUCUAGAUAUCUCAACCAUGCUAUGAGAUUGUGUACUUUCCUGUUCCUACAUGUUUAUUUAUUUAAAUAAAUGUAUGGUCUCUUAAAAAAAAGAAAACAGAUCAGAUUAAAAUCCCCCUUCCCAGUUUGCUUAUAACUGGAAUUUUCUAUUAUAUUUAUAUCCCAACUUACUAUUGUUACAGCUUCCUAGGGUUUUCCAAAACUGUUGUUCAAAUCUUGGGUUGCAGGGAAGACUGGGACAUCAUUAUCCACAGUUUGCACUAGAUUAAAACCAUGAUUUGAAGCAAUUUUGGUAAAUGGUAACUCCUGUUUUGGACAUAACAGUGGAGGUUAAAAAAUCAACAGAAAGCAGCAGGGAGAAAAAACUCUAAAAGGCUGCAGAAUGUUCUUCUAAUGGCUGAACUGGACUACAGAGAGCAACAUUUUUAAAGAGUUUUUGCAAGGAUAAAAAAUGCAUGAAUCUUAUGUUUUUAGGUAAUGCCAUCUCAGUAUUUUGAAAAGUCAAAUGGGAACAGUGUGGCAGGUUCCCCUUUAACCCCAAGGAGGCUGAAUGAGAUUCGUGCUGAAACUGGAACACUGGGAAAGGGUAAGAUUUACUCAGCUUAUCACAAGGUGCAUCUUGUCUCAGUGUUUGCACAUCAAGAAUAUUACUACUUAAACACCGCCUCAUAUUGGACAGGGCAUGAUCAUAUUGGGAAAAAGGCCUGAGGAUGAUAAUCAGCUGUGAUUUAGGUUGGCGUAUUCACAAGGAGCAUUCUCUUCCAUGAAAUUGACAUAGUAAAAUAAUCUGACAACCUUGCCACAUCCAAAAUGUACAUGAGCCCUUAAUCUGAUGUUUUGAGUGGGAUUAAACUUUUAACAAGGCAGCAUUGGAUUACAUGCAAUUCUCCCCCCACUUUCUUUGUCAAUCUGCAGGCCUUUCAUCUUCUCCAACCACGCUUUAUGAGAGAUACAGCUCUCCGACAAGUAACCCUACGAGGAGAAGGCUCUUUGUUGAUAAUGACCCCCCUACUGAGGCCACUCGGACUCCUGUGAGGGUCUCCCAGCAGCCCGUGAUCAGUACAAUGUCUGUUCAGAACGUCUCCACAGAAACAAUACCUGUCACUCCUGUGCCUGGGCAGACUUUAGUAACUGUAGCGACCGCAACUGUGACUGCGAAUAAUGGACAGACAGUUACAAUACCGGUACAAGGUAAGGAGGAUGCAUGGUCUUUGCAAGAUGUAGGAAAUAACCAUUACGGUGGCUCCCAGUGCCAUCGUUGGGGUGUGGAUUGUAGUGAAGUGGGUGAAUCAUAUAAUUGAAGAGUUUGAAGGUACCCCUUCUCAGUAGGGACCCUCUUAGGAGUUCCUCCACCCUCAGAAGGGGGGGUGACGGCGUGUGGCAGCCCACAAGAGUGCGUACUCUGUGGCAACCCCUAAAUAGUGGAAUUCCCUCCCCACGAAAGUAUGUUUGAACCUUCUGCCAUAUAACGAAGGUGCAACUUUUAACCCUGACCUUUGACACUUGAGGUAUCUAUUUUUAGACCAGGGUGAGAGGGUCUGUAGGGUAGAAGUAAGAGAGUAAAUAGUGUCCCCCAAAUUCAGACUUCCCAGUACGCAAGCUUCUUUCAGCCCCAGAAGCAAAUUGGCUUCCCCCCUUUUUCUCAAAUUUCAGUAUGUACAUUUUCAUAUACUUCCCUAAGUAGUAGGAACCUUUUGUUCCAAAUGUUUCUGGAUUUUCUCCCAGCGGUCCCUUUGCAGCAUUUAUUUGCUCUUCCUUUUACAGGCAUUGCCAAUGAAAAUGGAGGAAUAACUUUCAUUCCAGUCCAGGUCAACGUAAGUGGGCAGGCCCAGCCACUGCCCAGUUCCAUCCAGCCUCUCAGUGCCCAGACCCUUGCUGGGACUCUCAGUACUCAACAAAUCACUGGCACAGCCCUUCAGUUACAAGGCCAGUUCCAGCAGAUUGCCCUUCCCGGAGAGCGACAAAAGCAGCAAAUGGGCAGUAGCAGUGCUAAGUCCAGGAAGGCCGGCUCACUCGCACUCUUCUUUAGAAAGGUACAUCCAGCAUAGAAAAUCACAUGUGUCACUACAGUGCUGACUUGGCUGGAAAUCCAAGCUUGCUUUCUUAGGGUAAGAACAUCCUCAGACAGGGAGAUGUGUAUGAUAAACUCAGACCAUUUUUUUCUAAGUCUACUCUGCCCAUCGUAAAUAAGAGUUCAAAAUCCACAUUGUUCUAGCUGAUUUUACUGCAGCAUUCCUCAGUCCUCAGUCAUGUUCAGACAUAUUAGUUUGAACUUCAUACAAUCUCUUCCAUUUUUAUGAUGGUGAUUUAGAAGAGGUUGUUGUGCCUUUCACAUUUAUACAGAGUACCACCCCAUAACUGCUUCUUAUUGAUUGAUUGAAUCUGCAAAGGGCAUUUUUGUCUGCCAGCCAACCAGAUGUUCUCCUAGAAAGGGAUCCCUCUCUUCAUCCCUCCCAACCCAUUUUCCACCCCCAUAGCAUUCCCUGGCUUUGCAUUCCUGUUAAAAAGGGGACUUGGUUCUUCCUUGCUUGCUUUCCAGCCACCUUUUUGAAAAAUAAUAGUUGAAGUGAAAUUUUGUUGAUAAAAUCGGGUAUAUAAGCUUAAGGAAUACAACUCACAUAUGUUAGGUUUGUGACCAUAGUAAAGCAUUGUUUUUAUAACAGGGAUCAACAUUUUUUGUAUCAGUUCCAAUGUUCAUUACAGUCUAUUAACUAAGAAACAAAAAGCACAAAAUAGAAAACCCAGCCUCAGUAGAACCCGUUAUUAACACUACUCACUCCUGAACAGGCUGGCUAUUGCUCAGGCAGGUCAACUUUAGACAACUGCUUUAUACUCAAACAUAUUAUUGAUAAACAUGUCUUGCAAUUCCAGCUAAAUAUUUAUGUGGCUUUCAUUGAUUUGAAAGCUGCUUUCAAUUCUAUCUUUUGGGAGCAAACUAUAAUCAAGGGGGGUUGAUAUGCAGCUUUUCAAAUACAUAAUGGUACUAUAUUCUGGCACAAAUUUGCGAGUUUGAAUAAAUGGAGGGCAUUAUCUGACACUGUUCCAGUUACAAAAGGAGUAAGACAAGGAUGUCUACUUGCCCCCCUUCAAUAUAUUUAUAAAUGAUGUAGCUGAGUUUCUAAGAGGUGUUCACUGUUUUCCAGUAAAAAUCAGAAAUAUUUAGUCCUCCUUUAUGCAGAUGAUGCAAUCCUGAUUUCCUGCACCCAAUUGGGCUUGCACGGACUGCUGAAUUGGUUCAGCUUGUAUUGCAAGAAUGAGCAUCUUACUAUAAAUUCCCAAAAAACAAAAGUUAUGUAUGAUAUUUGGCAAAUCCAAGAAAACUCACAAUUGGUCACUCAAUGGAAAUACACGGGAGCAAGUAUUCUCUUUUAAGUAUCUCAGUGUGGUCUUUCAGUGGACAGGGAAAUGGUCUGCACAGGUCCACUCAAGCACCCUAUUAGCUGGUAGAAUUUGAAAUGGACUAUUACAAUUCCACCUUACAAAAGGGGGCAACUUGGUUCAGCCUACUGAACUUUGUAAGCCUAGGGUGUUGCCAAAGUUGUUAUUUGGAGCACCACUGUGGGCCAUGACUAAUUUAGAUCACUGGAGAUAGUGCAGAACAAUUUUUUACAACCUCUAUCUUUCUUAGGAACUCCUUUAUGUUGGCCUGUCCAAUCCGCUAAUGGAAGGACAUUUAGUCUUGUCUGUGUAAAGACUAUCAUUUCAACAUUUGGUAAAUCUACCUUGGCAGAGAUGGAUAGAGUGGAAUAAAAAAAAGCAUAAAUUUGUUAGAUUGACAAAUCCUGAUACCUGAAGGGAAGGUUGUCUUUUGCAAAGACUUGUUUUUUGUUGUCUGAUGUAGAGAGGUAUAUUUCCUUUAGAACAUCCACAUAUCUUGCCACGGCUUUACAAAUUUGUGUAAUAAAACUUAAAAGGGGGAAUGGGAAAUGAUUUAUCUUCUAAAGGUCAAGGAGUAAAAAUGUAAACCACUACAGUGGUACCUUGGUUUACAACCAUAAUCUGUUCCGGAGGUCUGGUUGUAAACCAAAAUAGGUUGUAACCCAAGGCACGCUUUCGCCAAUGGGGCCCUCCCCCCCCCAAAAAAAAAUUGGUUGUAAUUUUAAAAAAUGGGUUGUAAUCCAAAAAAUGGGACACACACUUCAAGGUUUGACGUGGUUGUAAUCCAAGAUAGUUUUAAACCAAAGCGGUUGCAAACCAAGGUACCACUGUAUUAGUCGCAGUAUUCUUUUUAGCAUUUUUAUGUGUGUAAUGGCUGUUUGCUAAACACAAUAAACCAAACUGUCUAACAGGGACUAACAGUCAUAGCAGUUCUGAGAAGGAAAUGACAAUAUUCAGACAUUUUGCCACUUGUUUGGUAAUUAUUUAUUACCCCUUUCAAGGAAAAUACUUCAAAAGGGUCUCUUUGAAUUGACCAAGAAACUUCAUCUUAAGAAUUAUGCAUUUUCUUAACUCCAUUAUAAAAUCCACAGUAAUAGAACAAACAACAGAUGGUUUCAGUCUCUGAAUGUUUACAGCACCUAUCCUUGAUAGGAUCGUUGGAGGGUAAAACAUUAAAACAGAACAAAAAAAGUUCUCUUACACUUUUGUUUAGUUAGAAAAUUUAGAUACGGCAUACCUUAGUUAAAAAUACCAAGGUAGGACCAGUGACCUUAGUGUACAUGGUUCAUUAACAGAUAUGAAACACAGAAUUCUAUAAACACCUAAUAUAGGGUCAUUCUGACAGUCUCCUCUCUGUAUUAGGUAUUCCACUUAGCAAGCAUCCGUCUGCGGGAUCUCUGUCUUAAACUGGAUAUUUCGGAUGAGCUGAGGAAGAAAAUAUGGACAUGUUUUGAGUUUUCGCUGGUACAGUGCUCUGAACUCAUGAUGGACCGGCAUUUAGACCAGCUCUUAAUGUGUGCCAUUUAUGUAAUAGCAAAGGUAAAGGUUCACAAAAGGUACAUUUUGAGGGGGGUGCUAAAUAACUUGAAAGAAGAGAGAUCUAGUUAUGGCAGUGAAUCCCCCUCUUGUGUUUUAGGUUACAAAAGAAGACACAUCGUUUCAGAACAUCAUGCGCUGCUAUAGGACCCAGCCACAAGCUAAGAGCCAAGUAAGUAGGUUUUUUGUUGGUUGGUUGGUUGGUUUUAAGCCAGUAUGCAUUAAUGAUCUUUUUUCCUUCUCAUUUCACCAUUUAAAGAUUUUGCUAAAUAUAAAUCAAACAAAACACGAUAAAUCAGAUCCCAGUCAACUGAGGGCACUGGAAAACUUUCCAGGUCCCUACCCUGCCUGCCCCCCCCCCCCCGAAAGCCCACAUCAGUGUAGAACACCCACUGAAUAUAAUGACCCUAAGUUAUUCGUGCCCAUUAAUUUCAAUGGAUCUAACUAUGUGCAGUGCAUACAGAAAUUGAUCAUUGCUCACUAGGAAUGUCCCAUUGGAAUGAAUGGUCCAGGUUCUGAUUGCAGCAGUUCAUAUAAUUGAGCAUAUUUAGAGUUUUCCAUAAAAUAAUUAACAUUUAUAUAUGAAGCUCUGUUUAUAUGAGACAAGGGAGUAAUCUUCUGUAAUUCUUCUCUUUCAUCUACCACAACUUUGGCUUUUGGAAGGUGUAUCGAAGUGUCCUGAUUAAAGGCAGAAGACGAAGACAUUCAGGCAACAGUGACAGCAAUAACCAGCAGAAUUCCCCGACUGAAAGAAAUAAGGAUAGAAGUAAGUGGCUGUAAUAUGUUUUGAUGAAAGAUUUGUCCCCUGCGGUUGCCCUACCUUUCUCUAGCUGAAGGAAUCCUGAAAAAGGAUGCAGCCAUAUGUGCACUUGCUUGAGAACAGGCCCCAUCAAGCACAGUAGGGCUUAUUUCUUUGACCAUGGAGAGGACUGAACUGCAUGGGAAUCCAGAAUUGGAAUACUCUAGAGCAGUGGUUCCCAACUUUUUUGGCCAUGCCCCACCUAAGCAUCUCUAAAAGCCUGAUGGCCUGCCCCCUGUGGCAUAUAAUUCUUAUUAUUCAAAAAGUGAAUUUCUAUUCAUGUAGAGGAAGCCUAAAAGGCCAUUCACUGUUAACUCAUUCUCAAAUUUCCCCCUUAAAAAUAAAAUUUCCCCCCUGUGGGGCGUGUGCCCCAUGUUGGGAAUCACGGCUCUAGAGUGUCCCAGGCUUCCUGUAAGCUCUUGAGCUGCCUGCAAGACAGUUGUUGAGCAGAAAGAGCAGCACUUAGAAAUCCUGGCAUUCCAACAAAGGCCAUAUGAAAAAGCAGCUGGAUAAUCUGCACCUGCUUUAAAGCGUUAUUGGCUGGGACUUUUUGAUGAUCAUCCAGUAGCAAGAGGAAAAUAUUGAUAUGUAUGUUUUGUUUAGCAAGUUCUUUAGAACUUGAUGAAAAAACUUCCAUUGUGCCUUCACAGCAAGCAGAGACUCCAGCCCAGUGAUGAGAUCUAGUAGCACCCUGCCAGUGCCACAGCCCAGCAGUGCUCCCCCUACUCCAACACGCUUGACUGGAGCAAACAGUGAAAUUGAGGAAGAAGAGCGCGGAGACCUGAUCCAGUUUUAUAACAACGUCUAUAGUGACCGAAUUAAAGGCUUUGCCCUGAAGUACUCUUCAUCCAAUGGAGUAAGAAGCCUUUCCUGCUUCGUAAUAAGUCUUAUUAAUGUCCGAAAAAACCAGCGUUGUACAGUCCACUUUGUGGUCCUAGAAACAAGGGUCCAUUUCUGCUUUUAAAAUAGUACCAUAGACAGCGGCAUUAAUGCUUCUGAAUACCAGUUGAUGGAAACAAUGGGAGGGGAGAGAGCUCUUGUGCUUAAGUCCUGCUUGUGGGUUUCCCACUGGUUGGCCACUGUGAGAACAGGAUGCUGGACUAGAGGAGUCACUGGCCUGAUCCAACAGGUCUUUUAUUAUGUUCUUACUUGUGAAGGAUACAUUUUGUUUUUGUGUGUUUACCUCCAAAGGACAUUUGGGGGGCGGGUACAAACUAUAUUUAUACCACAUCUAGAUUAUAAUAGUAAAAGGUCUAUAUCCAGCUCUAGAAAUUGCACUGCUAGUAGGAUUUCUUUUUUACUCUGCAUCUAGACAUAGUCUGUUAUGCUAGGGUUGAGUCUCAAGCAGCAAAGCUUUAGCAAUAUUUGUUGCUUUUGAGUUAAAUAUGGGGGGCGGUUAAAAAUGCAUCUCUAGAUAUAAAAUAGUGUUGCACAAGUGUACAGAGUAACAUGAAACAAGACUUCUUGAACUGAACUACCCAGAAUAGUUUUAAAACUAGUUACCAUGUCUUGUUCUCUAUAGGUUUGUCACUUGAACAUCUUUGACAUUUGUAUAUUUGAUGCACUAGAUAAAUGCAUACUGUGGAACACAGCAUUCACUUUAUGUGGUAAAUGCAGGUCCUCUAAUAUUUCCUUAAAUAUUGAAAUAAAUAUAAUUGAGUUGAGUGCUGCUGAAUCUAUUCCAGUUUGGUUAUCCCAGUGUGUGUAUCUCAGCCUUACUGGUGCAAAAACAAAAGCAUACUCUGAGUCAUUUCAUGGUGUGGAUCACCAUGCAAUGACUCAAAUGCAUAACAUCCUGGUUUCUCUGCUAUGUGGAUAACUGCAGAUUAAUUUUGCUAUCUUUAUAUGACAGGCUGAAGCUCCUCCCCUGUCUCCAUAUCCUUUUGUAAGAAGUGGCUCUCCCCGCAGAAUACAGCUUUCUCAGAAUCACUCGAUUUACAUCUCCCCUCACAAAAACGAGUUUGCACUUUCUCCACGUGAGAAAAUAUUCUAUUACUUUAGCAGCAGCCCAUCAAAGGUAAACGUUUACUAUUGAUCUCCAAACUCUUUCAUUAGCUAAUAAGUUAAAGGUUUUAACAAGCUUAAUUUUAAUGAAAUUGUAAUUUAGCAAAAUAUUUAUAUAUACCAUUUUCUUUGUAACAUUAUAGCUUUUUGAGACUGGUGUUUUUUGUUAUGUAUGUGACACAUGAAUCAGAUUCAGAAAAUCAAAAUGCCCUGUUUGACUUGAAUGAGAAGUAGACAGCAUUCAGUUGUUCUUUGUGGUAUGUUUCAGAGGCUUCAAGAGAUCAACAGUAUGAUUAGAACUGGAGAGACGUCGACAAAAAAGCGUGGCAUUGUCCUGGAAGAGGGGGCUGAAUCACCCGCCAAGCGCAUCUGCCCAGAAAACCACACAGCCCUCCUGAGGAGGCUACAAGAUGUGGCAAAUGACAGAGGUUCUCACUGACCCUGGGGUUUUAGUUGUUCUUUUCCAUCUGUUAUGUUGCCAGUAGUGACAGAGCUUGCAAUCCUAAUAUCUUUGAAGCACUUUCCAUGGAGAAAUGAAGUAUUUGAGCCCUUUCCAAGGAUGUGCUGCUUCUAGUACCAGGUGCACUGCAACUCUUGAAGAGGCUUCAGUCUACCUUACACCAGAGGACUGCAGUGCUAUAAUCCUACUGAGCUGGGAAGAAGUGGAGACUGUUUCCUCCAACAGUCUUGAUGCUGGGACAGAAAAGGUCACACCCUCUCUUAACUUAGGUUAUGUGAGUGGCAAUGGCUGCAGUUAAAACCACAGCGGUUUAAAUUUAUUGGCUGAAGUGACUGACAAGUCCAGUAGGAACCCCGCGGAUAACUAUUUUUCCUACUAAAUUGAGAACAUUAUUUUUUUGUGCUAUUUAGUAAGCCUAUCCGUGCAAUGCUUGUAGUUUGUGGUAUCAGGAGGGAAAGGGUAAUUCAGAUGGUGAUGAUGGGACUGAUACUGUGACCUUGGCUACCUAUUUCAGGAAACUUGCAGUACUGAUGGCUCCAGCACACAUAGCAGGCCGUAGUUAAGACUACACUGGAGCUAGACUAGAAAUGGUAUUUUAGGCAGUCUUUAGGAAAAAUUAAGGUCAUUCUUUCCUCGAUGUCUUUUUCAUGUGCCCUUCCAGUAAUUAAGAUAAUAAGGGGGGUACUUUAUGUAUAUACAACACUUUGGUUUUUAGCUGUGCAAUGUUUUAAGUGAAUUCCUACCAAGAGUAACUCUUAAACAGCUCUAAAGCAUUCUUUCGAAAUGCGGAUUAGAGGUGUGUCUACUUCACAAUGGCACUUUUUAAACAAAAUUAAAUAGCCAAACCAUAAUAUAGAAGUUGUGCUGAAUUGCCUAAAUUGUAUUUAUUCUCAAAGUACACAGUGGUAAUGCUCAGCUUCUAUAUGAAAAUUUUCUAGGGUGUGAUUACAUGCCUUCCCACUUCAGCAGCUGUAGGCUUUUGCAGAAAUGGCAUACCAUUACGUGGCAACAACGCAGGGAUCCAAGUCCACUGCACUGCUUAACCUAUAUUAGACUGUUUUUACAAAUUAGUACUUUUAAGAAGAAAAUGGUGACAUGGACUUGCCAGCAAUCAGGCUGCACAAGGCAAAGCAGCUGAAAUUUGUCAUGAGCGAAACAAGCAAAAGGAGGCAGUGAAAAACUGUGCACAACGGGCCAUCAAAUGGGUGAGUUUUAAAGUAGUGAGAUUACUCUUUUGAUAACUGCCAGUGUUUCUGAACAGUGGCCAUAUUGUGUUUUAAUGGUAGUGUACAAAUGUUUGCAGCAAAUCUACAGCAGUUUCAACCCUUUCUAAGAUAAAAUCAAAACUGUUUAAGCCUGCAGCGUUUUACUUCUGCUUUGUUAGGUGACCAGCUAACACAUACAUAUACACUAGUAGUUUCUAGAACUUCCGCCAGCAUUUAUCUUAGGAUAUUGAUUUAUUGCUAGGCCUAUGCCCUUUAGGGAUAUAUUUAAAAAAUCACUGCUGCAAAAACCUUUUUCUUUAAGUAGACCAGUAAUCUGUCACCAAGGAACUACUGUCUCAGGCUACACCCCUGCAGGACCCAACAGGUAUGAACCUCAGUAUACAACACAUUUGCAUGCUUGGUCGUGCUAGAAGCCAAGCCUGCCACAUAGCACAGGAGUCUUGGGACAACCUAUGUUUACUAACCAUAGUGAUCAGACCAAAAUUUUAAGGAGGCCUUUCUGUUUAAUUCUGAAGUUGAUGAACUGAAAUGUUUCCCAGGAACAAGAGUGACAAGACACAUUUUACCAUGAUUGAUCUUUUAUUUUAAGAUGCCACUAUUAACACAUUAGUCAUGUCAGUCUCCAACCUAGCUCUCCUUACAGAUUUUAUUAAAUCAACAAAUGUGCACAAUGAAGAGCACAAAUUUUUCUUCUAGUGGUAAAAAGCUCAAUGCUCUACAGUCCUGACUAAUGUGCAAAUUAAGGCUGCCUCUAACAUUACUUUGACACAUCUUAAGGCCACUGGUAUAAGAUGCCUGCAAAUCGCAUGAAGAAAAGGGUUAUACAUAUAUUUUCUUGAAAAUCCUUUGAGAUUUGCUAGUUGGGUUGUAGGUCUAAAGAUUGUUGAACCAGUUAUGUUAUAAGCAGCCUGUAGUGACAAUAUCUAUUUGGGGGAGGAAGGAAAAUUAGAUACACAUCAUACAUGCCAAUCUCAGCCUCACUGCCCCUAAAAGGGCUAGAAGGAAUCAGAACCAACUAUUUACAAAUUCCAUAUCCUAAUGUAUUUACAAUAGAAACCAAUGCAUUUAAAAGUUUUAAAUAUAGUAUUUUACUCUGCUAUAUUAGUUUACAUAAACACAGAUUACCUCUGGAAAGUAUUUUUCCCACCUGCUCUUUACAUUUUAAAAAAACCUACCCCUGGAAGGAAAAUGUUAAAAGCUUUUAAAAGUAACCCAAUGAAGAGCCUCAGAUAUUAGACCCCUGAGGCUUUCGUUACCCACCAGGGAGGACUUCACUAACUGGAGUCCAGCCUUUUUAAGAGCGACUUCCAACCUGCAGUUAAAACAUAUGUAAAAUACGAAGAGUCUGAGCAAUCCCAUUGAGCAGAUUUACUUGAGUCAUUGCUACCAUUUAACUCUUUACUAAUCCAAGUCAAGAAGGAAAGCCACUGCUUUGCUGUUUGGCUCUCCAUUACAUUCCCUCUUCCUGCAGAAAGUGUUGAGUGCUUCUUCAUUCACAGGAACUAAGUAGGUAGUGUCUUUUCCUCUUUGCUGAAAGGCUGAACCGAGCCAGGCUUCACCCAUGACAGGCCAGACACCUGCAUGCUUUUGCACUGUUGAUCCUCUGCCUUCUUCUAGGAAGACGAAAGAGUGCCAUUAAGAUGAACUCAGUACUCUCAAUUCAACAUGAAUGCCAUUGUUUUGCAAGGGCUGCUUCACAUCAGCCAUACUUGAAAAGAAACCCCACGCACACAACUGUACAUGCACAAUUCUGUUUCCUCAUGCACCAUGUUGCUGAUUCUAAAAAAGAUCUUGAGGGUGGGUUGGUUCAAAGGGGGCAGGGAGGGAGGGAGGCAUAAUUCGGCAAGAAUCCCCAUUCCCAGCAUGUUAGCUUUGCCAGUAUGUACAGGUCAUGGGAAUAUGCCCAACCUGGCUGGCUUAGGUGAGUCAGGAUGUGCCUUCCUACAAAAAAGCAACAGGCAGGUAAGUCUCUAAAAAGAGAGACCCUUUCCCUCCUAGGCAAACCACACAUCUUGGAGGGAGAUGUUUGCAAGAGCAUGUGAUGAAAAAUGUUAAGGCUUUGACUUAAAAGUAGCAGCAUUCUGCAAACUUCCUUUGCUGCCACAGGAACAGCGGAGACUGAGCUCCACCUUCUCUCAAGUACAUGUGAGCCACAGAGGAAGCAGUGGCAAAAUGCUUCAAUAGUUAUUCCCCCCCACCCCUGUUUUAAUGGUAUGUUAUUUUCAUUGAAUAGGGUUGGACAUUGUCCAGGCCUAUCAUUGACCCUCCUUUGGGAGGAGCCUCAAUCAGCUUCAGAGCAAGAAAAAUGCUUUUAAAUAAAGUAAGUAAAAAUGUAGAAGUGUGACAAACUCCCUACAGAUUUCACAUAUCAAAAAAAUCCACAUGCACCUCAAACACUGCCAGGAAGAGGGCAGUCUGGGCUCUUACCUGAACACGGUCUGAUUAUAAUAUGUGCAUCCACCAGUCUGAAUGGGUAAGUGAGUAGGGUCCAGCCUUUGAGGGUGGAAGCAGCUCUGCUGAGGGCUUUGGGAAAUAAGACCUUCCCAGCCCCAGAGAGAAUUCCAGAACUCUAAAGACAUACAUGUAACCCUAGCAAUGAUAAACAUGAAUGUUAAUAACUUGACUGGUGGAUGAGCCUAUUUAAGAAGAUGGGGUGGUGGCAGUAUGGAGAGAAACUUUAGUCCAGAUAAACUUCUGAAUUCUAACCAGCAGAAGGGCUUCUAGGUGCAGAAGGUAGCAGAAAAUGUGGUUUUUAAAAACCCCAGCAUAGUACCCUUAACCAGUGUUAUUUUUCUAGAAAAAGAGGUGCCGGAACUCACCAUGAAAACAUCCCUUGUUCUCUAGAAAUUGCGCCCACCUGAGGGGGGCUGGAACUGAGCCUUGGUGGGUUCUGGCUGAAAAAAAGCCCUGCCUUUAUCGCAAUAAACUUUGACACGCCAACUUGCUACUUUAAGGAAGAUGUUUGUUUUUAAAAAGCUUGUUGAUUUCUUCCUUCAGUCACUUCUACCUUACCCUAUGAGAUUAGCCAGCUCAGUACCGAUCCCAGGAGUUACGGGGCUCUUGAGCAAGAUGCUCCUAGAGACGCCCUCCUCACCACUUCUGUUGCCACUUGCCUCUCUAAAUCACAACCGUAUCCAAGAGAGAAGAAAGAGUAAAGGCUUGUGGAGGUUACUGCACUCUUCCCCUAACCGCUUGCUCACACAGAAGGAGCAUGUGAAAAAGCCAGCAACAGCAAAGAGAACCAAUAGGACGAGGAGACUCUAGGAGCUGGCAGGGGGCCUCUUUGAGGAACAUGGGUCUUGGCAGUCACCCAACAAUGCCAACCACCAACAGUGAGCCAAGCCACCCUGAAAAAAGUCUUCUGGGCAAAGGAGGUAUGUGGGAGGAUUAAGCUCCUCCUGGAGGAAAACCCAAACAUGUCUAAAAUGUUGCCAGCCUGCCAGCUAAAAACAAUUACCACUUCCCUCCCAAGUGCAGGAUGUACUUUGUAGGGCCAGCACAACCUGAUUUACAAGACACAACUAACUCUUUAGGACUACGAUACUGCCAACGUACGUCUGAGAUGAGGUUUUAUAGAAACAUUUCAUUUGCAUAGAACUUUUUAUCAGUUGUGCUUCAUAGCAAAUCAAUAUGUCUUGUUUUCAAAUCCAACUACUUGGAGCAAGCUCAAUCCCUCUUACGUACCUUCUGGGUCAACAUCUUCUCUCUAGCUUCAUCAUGUAUAGCUGGAUUCCAGGGUGAAAAACUGUUAACACAUAAGAACAUAAGCCUGUAACUGGUCUCCAAAAUCUAAAUAAAAUGUCUCCAUAGUAUGAC